AUGAAGCUCCUCAACUGCGUCAAUCUCCAAAUCGAGGAAUUCUUCGGCUCAUCCAUCCCCUCUGAGUAUGCGAUACUCUCGCAUACCUGGGAGGUCGGCGAAGUCACUUUUCAGGAUCUGAGCGACAUUCAGGCCAUAGAAGACAAACCAGGCUGGGCCAAGAUCAAGCGUGCGUGCCAGCUGGCUCUUGAACAGGGAUACUCGCAUGCCUGGGUCGACACCUGUUGUAUCGACAAGACAAACUUCACCGAGCUGACCGAGGCCAUCAACUCCAUGUUCAAAUGGUACGCAAGAAGUACGGUCUGCUAUGCCUACCUGGCAGACGUCGGAGGCGAAAAUACGAUACAGCUCCAGGACUCACGCUGGUUCACGCGCGGGUGGACGCUGCAAGAACUCAUCGCACCGUGUCGUGUCGAGUUCUACGACAAGGACUGGAAAUUCCUGGGCACCAGGGCCGAUCUCAGCGACGAAAUCCAGCAAAGAACGAGGAUCCAUCAAGAUUUCCUGGCCCAUUCUGUGGGUGACAUCGAAGAUCUGCUCACCACUAUUCCUCUCGGGUGUCGCAUGUCGUGGGCAGCCGGCCGGGUGACUACGCGGGAGGAAGACCUCGCGUACUGCCUCUUGGGAAUCUUUGGAGUGAGCAUGCCGCUCCUGUACGGCGAGGGAAAGAAAGCUUUCAUCAGAUUGCAAGAGGAAAUCAUCCGAGGAACCCACGACACGUCCUUGUUUGCAUGGAGUUACCCAAGAUCGGAACCCGCACACGAGCCUAGGCAACAUUACUUUGGCAUACUGGCAGAAUCUCCCGACCUGUUUGCGGGCGUGACAUCUCUGGAAAGAGUGGUGCAAACUGAACCCACCGAAUACUCAAUUACAAACAAGGGCUUUCAGAUAAUGGCCAAAACUUAUGGCCCUUUGAAAACAGGAGACAACUUACACAUGGAACUUGGAUGGCGCUUGAAAACCGUCGACGGAGCCGGCGACAUGGAUCUUUUCGUGUUACUCAGAGAUCAGGGCGACGGGAUACUUGUCAGAUCGAGUCCUUACAUCGUCCAUAUCAAAUCGAGCACUCACAUCGACUACAUCGAAAGCCUCAGGUCGAUUGCUCCCUUCGCUCGAGAAGAACAGCCACUCACUAUUCGGAAAACUAUGAACGCACAGCAGUCUUUGGCUUUGGAGACAAGUCACGAUGAGCCUCUGGGGUGGACCGGGCCUCAUGGGUGCGCCGGAAACUACUGCUUGUUCGCCAACCGGGGUUAUGCGGGCGGACGCGGGGUCGUUAUCAUCUCAACACCAGAAAACGUGCAAAAGCUGAAGAAAAUGGAAGAAGGGUUAGAUAUGCAGAGCGAGAAGGACCCGAGCUCAUCAAAUCCGCCGUUUCGCAUCACUGAGGUGGAAGGAAAAGGGCUAGGCAUGAUCGCCAACAAGAGCCUGGCGAGAGGCGACACGGUCAUGCUCAAGACGGCGGUUCUCAUCGCUCACCGCGCCUUCAUCGAGCACACGCCGCCGGAAGAGCAACGGCCUCUUCUUGAUGCCGUGGCGGGGCAUUUGCCCUCGUCAACAAGGGAGACUUUCCUUGGUCAAAUGGGUCACUUUGGCGGCCACAAGGUCACAGACAUCAUGCAGACCAACUCAUUCCAGAUGGAUCUCGGCGGCGGCGCUCAAGGCGACGGCCACCACUACGGCAACUUCCCUGAGGUAUCACGAUAUAAUCACGACUGUCGGCCCAACGUCGCCUUCCACAUCAGCGACUCCGACGGUCGCCACCGGACCACGGUCGUGAAGCCCGUGAAGCCCGGCGAGGAGCUGACGAUAUCGUACCUCGACCAGCUCGACCCGCGCUCCGUGCGACAGCACCGGGCCAAGCUGGCCUGGGGUUUCGAGUGCGGGUGUUCGCAGUGCGGGCUGGCGGAGAAGCAGGCCGCGGCGUCGGACCAGCGGUUGAUGGAUAUCCAGGAGAUCGAGCGGGCGCUUUCGGACAUCAACGCCAGGGUCACGACUGCGCUGAUUGAGAAGUUCCUGAAGUUGUAUCGGGACGAGAGGUUGGAGUCGAAGCUGGCGGGCGCGUACACCAUCGCGGCGCUGAACUUCAAUCUGCUCGGACAUGCGAAGCAGGCUGUCAAGUAUGCGAAGCUGGCGGCGGAGGCGGGUGUUAUUGAGAAUGGUGCUGGAGCGCCUGAUGUCGAGGCGAUGAGGACGUUGGCGGCGGAUCCGAAGAAGCACUUCACAUGGAGAGGAAGGAUGAAAUGA
Colletotrichum karsti is the source of this 2247-nucleotide messenger RNA. Its product is annotated as het domain protein. The transcript has 3 exons. Gene Ontology annotation, molecular function: protein binding. The coding region runs from base 1 to 2247 and encodes 748 amino acids. The record is from RefSeq and is a predicted model, not a curated record. Lineage: Eukaryota; Fungi; Ascomycota; Sordariomycetes; Glomerellales; Glomerellaceae.